Molecule: messenger RNA, 915 nt
Organism: Nyctereutes procyonoides (raccoon dog)
Lineage: Eukaryota; Metazoa; Chordata; Mammalia; Carnivora; Canidae
Gene: ZFP42
Product: ZFP42 zinc finger protein
Exons: 1
Coding region: 1-915 (304 amino acids)
Biological process (GO): regulation of transcription by RNA polymerase II
Cellular component (GO): PcG protein complex; transcription regulator complex
Molecular function (GO): RNA polymerase II cis-regulatory region sequence-specific DNA binding; DNA-binding transcription factor activity, RNA polymerase II-specific
Source: RefSeq, a predicted model, not a curated record
AUGGAUCAGCAACUGAAGAAAAGGGCAAAGACUUGUGGCCAGAAAGGCCUGGGUAGAAGAGCCUUCAGUAGAGAUAAGCCAAGGCCAUCCAAGCCACAGCCAGUCCAACAGGAACUUUGCAACACAACAUGGGCCUUGGAAGAUGAAAGUAUGUUCUUUGAAACUAGCCAUCUGGUUGUUGGAGAAGAUUCCUUCUCUGACUGUUACAUAGAAUGCAUAAUAAGGGGUGAGUUUUCUGAACCCAUCCUGGAAGAAGAGUCACUUAAGUCCCUUGACUACCUGGAAGAAGGAUCAGAACAAGAGCUUUCUCAACAGGUUCUCACAGCAAGCUCACUUCUGGAAAAAUCUCUGAAAUGCAUGCAAAAAGGAGCAAAGCAAGAACUUCCUCAACAAAUUGUUAGAGAGAAUUCAGAGCUUGAGAAUUCUGAGAACAUAAAAAGCAAGAAGCUUCCUUGUGGAGGAAUACCUAGCAUGGACUUAUCCGAUCCUAAACAGUGUACAGAAUUUGCUGGAAAGAAACCAACAAAAGAUAAGGAAUCUGAGACUCCAGAAAAAAUUGUUUGUCCCCACAGUGGAUGCACAAAAAAGUUAAAGAGUAGAGCUUCCCUGAGAAAGCAUCUCCUUGUCCAUGGUCCUCGAGAUCAUGUAUGUGCAGAAUGUGGGAGAGCAUUCAAUGAGCGUGCGAAACUAAAAAGACAUUUUCUGGUUCAUACUGGAGAGAGGCCAUUCCGGUGCACCUUUGAAGGAUGUGGGAAACGCUUUUCCCUGGACUACAAUUUGCGUACACAUGUAUGCAUCCACACUGGGGAGAAACGUUUUGUGUGUCCCUUUGAAAGCUGUGGCAAGAGGUUUAUUCAGUCAAAUAACCUGAAAGCUCACAUCUUAACUCAUGCAAAGACCAACAAAAAUCAAUGA